GUUCAUAUGGAGAGGAGCGAACCAUCGACCCCAGAGCGCGCGCACCCCUCUCACCGCACCGGGCUCCUCGGUACCCCGCUGCCGGGGCGUCCUGGAACACGGGCGACCACCUCAGCCUCCAGCAAGCGCUACAGAAAGUUUCAGAACUUCUUGUACAACGUACUGGAGAGACCACGAGGAUGGGCAUUCAUCUACCAUGCGUUCAUUUUCCUGCUGGUGUUCAGCUGUCUGGUGCUGUCUGUGUUCUCCACCAUCCCAGGCAAUCAAAAGAUAGCCAACGAAGGACUCUUCAUCCUGGAGUUUGUAAUGAUCGUGGUGUUUGGUCUGGAAUACGUUGUGAGGGUUUGGGCGUCCGGCUGCUGCUGUCGCUACAGAGGAUGGCAGGGGAGACUACGCUUUGCCAGGAAACCCUUCUGCAUCAUAGACUUCAUAGUGUUUGUGGUGUCCUUGGCGGUGAUCGCAGCGGGCACCCAGGGGAACGUCUUUGCCACCUCUGCCCUGCGCAGCAUGCGGUUCCUCCAGAUCCUCCGGAUGGUACGCAUGGACAGACGAGGAGGCACCUGGAAACUACUGGGCUCUGUGGUCUACGCCCAUAGCAAGGAGCUGAUUACAGCGUGGUACAUUGGUUUCUUGGUCCUGAUCUUUGCCUCCUUCCUGGUCUACCUGGCAGAGAAAGACGUCAACACAGAGUUCAACACCUACGCAGACUCCCUCUGGUGGGGAACGAUAACUCUCACCACCAUCGGCUACGGUGACAAGACACCCCGCACCUGGUUGGGGAGACUUCUGGCUGCCGGCUUCGCUCUCCUGGGCGUGUCCUUCUUCGCCCUUCCUGCCGGUAUCCUGGGGUCAGGCUUUGCCCUGAAGGUGCAGGAGCAGCACAGACAGAAGCACUUUGAGAAGAGGAGGACUCCUGCUGCCAGCCUUAUACAGGCUGCUUGGCGUCUGUACUCUACUGAUGCUCAGCACUCCUACCUGACAGCCACAUGGUACUUCUAUGACAGCAUGCUUCCAUCCUUCAGCAGCAAAAUAGGUUUUCGAGACCGGAUGCGGAUGAACAACUCUCGGUCGUCCCAGGCGAUCCGGAACAAGGCGUCUCCACUGCCUCCCGGGACCAGUUUCCGCCAGUCGCCCAGCACGGAGAAUGUCCCAGAAGCCACCAGUCCCGGGAAGGUGCAGAAGAGCUGGAGCUUCAACGACCGCACGCGGUUCCGCACCUCCCUACGGCUCAAACCCAGACCUCCUGCAGACGUGGAAGGAGUAGGGGAGGACAGUGUUGAAGACAAACCAUAUUGUGAUGUAGCCAUGGAAGAGGUGAUCCCAGCAGUGAAGACCUUGAUACGGGCUGUCAGGAUUCUGAAGUUCCUGGUGGCCAAGAGGAAGUUUAAGGAGACUCUGCGUCCAUACGACGUGAAGGACGUCAUAGAGCAGUACUCUGCUGGACACCUGGACAUGCUGGGGAGGAUCAAGAGUCUACAAACCAGAGUGGAUCAGAUAGUGGGUCGGGGAUCGUCCUACCAGGCAGAUAAUAAGAAGGUGAGGAGUGAGAAGGGAGAGAAGACCCCUCCAGAACUGGACCUUCUGGACGAGCUCAGUAUGAUGGGACGGGUCAUUAAGGUGGAGAAACAGGUGCAGUCGAUAGAGAACAAGCUGGACCUCCUUCUUAACUUCUACACCCAGUGUCUGAAGAAAGGCUCAUCCAACUUCACCCUGUCCUCCCUGUUGGAACCAGACCUGACGUCAGACUACCACAGCCCCACGGACCACCGCGACCUCUUCCCCUCUGCCAACACACUCAACAUCUCCCACUCAGAGUCCAGCAAUAUGGAGUGACUGGUAGUGUACUCACUGACUGGGGCUGGGGCUGGGGCUGGGGCGGGUAUGAACUGGGCCCACCACUAGACCCUCACCUCAAUGUUUUUAAGCCCUGAGAUGUCAUGUCACUAUACUGGACUGUAGCAGCACUCCUGGAACAAACCUCUAUGCCCAUAUCUAUUUGCAGUUGUAACCUUUGACCUUUCUACUGAUCACCAAACCAAUUUGAUUCCUAACUUAGAAACCUCUUUCUAGGAAUUCAGACUCCACACUUUAGAACCCACACUUAUUAGUUCCUCCCUCCACAUAUUUAACAUCCUCUGCUUCAUAUGUUAGAGCCACCAAUAGUGGAGAAUUCAUCAUGCUAUCCUCUCUUUAUUUUAGUGCUGAGCGAUUAACUGAAAUGUUGGUUAUUGUUCACCAACGUCAGGUCAGUUAUCUGAAUUCCAUUUCAUUCUGUUUUUAUCUGUGAGCUCAGAGAUGAAUCAUAUUGGUGCGAUGUAGUAGGGAGUUGUAGUUUCCAACAGGCCAAUGGACUCUACAAGGUAUCGAAAGCAUUCCACAGGGAUGAUGGCCCAUGUUGACUCCAAUGCUUCGGUCAAUCUGGAGGCAAAAAAUAACCAUACACCUGUUUAGGCGAGGUGCUGGCUAGCGGAGUAGAACACCUGUUUAGGAGAGGUGCUGGCUAGUGGAGUAGAACACCUGUUUAGGCGAUGUGCUGGCUAGCGGAGUAGAACACCUGUUUAGGAGAGGUGCUGGCUAGUGGAGGAGAACACCUGUUUAGGCGAGGUGCUGGCUAGUGGAGUAGAACACCUGUUUAGCCGAUGUGCUGGCUAGCGGAGUAGAACACCUGUUUAGGAGAGGUGCUGGCUAGUGGAGUAGAACACCUGUUUAGGAGAGGUGCUGGCUAGUGGAGUAGAACACCUGUUUAGGCGAGGUGCUGGCUAGUGGAGUAGAACACCUGUUUAGGAGAUGUGCUGGCUAGCGGAGUAGAACACCUGUUUAGGAGAGGUGCUGGCUAGCGGAGUA
This is a messenger RNA of Oncorhynchus keta (chum salmon), 2844 nucleotides long. Its product is annotated as potassium voltage-gated channel subfamily KQT member 4. The record is from RefSeq and is a predicted model, not a curated record. The transcript has 13 exons. Gene Ontology annotation, biological process: potassium ion transport; transmembrane transport. Gene Ontology annotation, cellular component: membrane. The coding region runs from base 7 to 1833 and encodes 608 amino acids. Gene Ontology annotation, molecular function: voltage-gated potassium channel activity. NCBI's taxonomy places the organism in Eukaryota, Metazoa, Chordata, Actinopteri, Salmoniformes, Salmonidae.